Manis pentadactyla (Chinese pangolin) is the source of this 4346-nucleotide messenger RNA. It is a transcript of the gene ARPP21, whose product is annotated as cAMP regulated phosphoprotein 21. Gene Ontology annotation, molecular function: nucleic acid binding. The record is from RefSeq and is a predicted model, not a curated record. The coding region runs from base 347 to 616 and encodes 89 amino acids. The transcript is spliced from 6 exons. Gene Ontology annotation, cellular component: cytoplasm. NCBI's taxonomy places the organism in Eukaryota, Metazoa, Chordata, Mammalia, Pholidota, Manidae.
AAAAAAGAGCCAAACCAAACCAACCAAUCCAGCCAAAUCAAUCAUUGAGAAACAGUAAUAUUAAUAAAAGCCAAAAACUAAAUCAAAUCACUCCGGGCACCAAGACGCUGGGGGGAUAUCCACUGUUCGGUCAAGGUUGAUGAUGUGUCACACUGUGUAAGGAAACCGCAUGGAGAUGAGCACUCUGAACUGUUAGUGGGGACAUGGGACCCCAGUUGUCUGUGCUCACUUGUGUGGAUUUUGCUGGUGCACAACGACAGCCGCCGCUAGCACAUCGCCAAGCCCGACAGCAGGAAUUCUGCCUGAAAGGGCAUCAAACCUUGUCAUUUUAAUUUGCAUCGGGAGGAUGUCAGAGCAAGGGGACCUGAAUCAGGCCAUAGUGGAGGAAGGCGGGACGGAGCGGGAACCCAGCACGCCAGAGAAUGGCAUUGUUAAGUCUGAAAGUCUGGAUGAAGAGGAGAAGCUGGAGCUGCAGAGGCGGCUGGCGGCUCAGAAUCAAGAGAGGAGAAAAUCCAAGUCAGGAGCCGGAAAAGGUAAACUGACUCGCAGCCUUGCUGUCUGUGAAGAGUCCUCAGGCAGACCAGGAGGUGACAAUCUUCAAGAUCAGACCCUCUGAAAACUGCAAAUGGAAAGGAAUCCAAAAGAAUUUAGAUUAAAACUUAAAAAGUAAGCACGGUAGUGCUGAACUUCCUCAAAGGCUCUCUUUUGAUAAGACUGAACCAAAUACAGUCCUAAGUACCCCAUCUCCUUCCUUAGAGGAGAUUGUUACCUCUUACUGCCCCCACCGUGCACCUGCCUAUAAGAAACACAGCUCUUGGCUCUUAGGAAACUUUAGAAAUAGUGAAUAAGGUGCCUUGAGCUUUGGAGACAUACUUUUAUGACCUUGGUGGAGGUUUUCUCAAUACUGGAAAAAGUUGUCCAGAAAUGAAUCUGAGCUGCUGAUGAAUUUCAGUUAAUAUUAUUAAUAACAUCACUGCAUAUCCUUACACAUAUUUUUGUUCUUGACAGCGAAACUGUUAGGCUCUAACAAAUUCAAAUUCCAACAAAACCCUCCCAUGGCAAAAUGGGAAACUUCACAUCUAUGUAUUUCUGUUUGCUGUUUGGGCACCAUAUUAACUUUUAUAAAAAUAGUCUUGCUGCUGAAAUUUCCUUUGUUUUAUCAGAGGCUGAGAGCAGUCAAGAAAAGAGUAAGAUGACUUAUCUGAGCCCAAGGGAGGGAAAAUUGUUUAAGAUAGCAUUAUUUUUGUUUGGUCUUGUUUUGUUUUUCUCUUUUUACUUUAAUUGAAAUACUCUAAAUUCUCCUCAUGGAUGCAGAGAGCAUUGAUCGAGAGCACUUUCUUUCUUUAAAGGGACCAAAAACAAAUUCCUUAUAGAUUUUUGUCCUAAGAGUAUUCUUUUUCUAGCCUCAUUUUCUUACCAUGCCACUUGUGUUGUAAGGCAUAGACAGGCUAUCUUUCUAUAGCCAUCACUGUUUCAUAUGCAAGCUUUAUUUUUCUUGGGCUCUGAGAAAUGUGUGGCUUUUCUUCAGCAUUUUAUCUGUGCUUCUAUUUUUAAUGGAAAUUGAAAAGGGGGAAUAAUGUGAAUAUCAUGGCCUGUAUUAUUAAAUGUUGAUGGAUGGCUUGUAAAGUAUUGCACAUGAUAUAUGUUAACUCUGCAGAAUGACAAAGUCUGUGCGAAGUAAAGCCGCCGUUGUUCCCCACUCCAAGUGCCAGGCAGAGAAGGGCAGCCUUUACAGACUUAAUCUGCUUUUUAUCCCACUUGACAAGGUACCAGGAGGAAAUCUGUUAAGAGAUCACCUGUGUCAUAGUGCCCGUCCUGGACCUAAGUCUAGUUUCUCCAGGUACUUGGUGCAGAGAACUGAGAUGCAAACAGUGCUUUGUUCCUGCUGGUUCUGAGCUCAGAAAUCAAGACUAGCUUUGUAGGAGAGAAUUAGAGCUUGCAAGAUUCUCUUUGAACUGGCUGAGGGGUGCUGGGAGCAGGGGCUGAGAGAAGACACCCGGACACACAUGUUAGCAAGUGGCCAUGUCACAUUUUUAGCAAAUAAAGAAGCAGACCUCUGAGUUGAUAUUGCAAUGCCUUCGUUAGGUAACACAGGCACUUACAAAAUGUGGGAGCUGAAUCCCAGAGAACAGUGGCAGAAGUACACAGUAUAUGGAUAACAUUGCUUCCCCAAUGUUUGUAUAUUCACAGUAUUUGGAAAACUGCCUUCAUUUUCCUGUGUGGGAAAAACUCUCGCUACCUGUAUUACUUGAUCUCAGACCCAUAGCUGAUGGUUUAGUCUGUCCUUAAGUUGAAGGAGUUUUGCUUUUCUAAUGUUAUACUAUUUACCUAUCAGUGUGUUACUGCAACUUGACUCAUUCUUUUACUGUUAUUGGAUAUAAACUUAUCCUGUACCAAUGUAUUUAUUAACACUUGUAUUUUAUUAUUGAGCAUAUCAAUAAAAAUAUUAAAAAAUAACAGAUUGUUUUUUACCAACUCUAUAGCACUUUUGUGUAUUCUUUCAACAUCAUAAUGUAUAUGUAUGCGUAGAAAAGAUAGGUAAUUUUCUGAGUAUAGUGUUUGUUCACACAUGGCAUGAAUUUGUACAUUUUUUUUGUAGAUGAUGCCCCUUAGCUUCUGUUCUUGCAUCCAUUACCCAAAUGUCUUUGAUUUUAGAUUCAAAUUAACAGAGGCUGUGUGGCUUAUUCGGCUUUGGAGAAGUGAUGAGACCACUCCCAUGGCCUGGACCCUCAGUUUCCCCUCUUGUUCAACAAUCCAAUUGAUUCCUCCCCACCCCCAACCAUUUCUUCUCGGCCAGAAAUAUUCCAGCUGUUUCCUUAGCAAUAGAAGCAAAUUGUAACCCUAAAAUCUGCCUGAACCUUUGCAGACUAAGACAUUUCUCUCCCAGAUCAUAUGAUAAAAGAACCUACAAUCAAGUUACACUCUGUUUUUAUGUAUUUUGCAUAUGUCCAUCCCCAAGAUAAACAUGUGAACUCAGAACAUCUAGAUAAGAUAAAUAUUUAUCAUAAGAAUGCAUUUCAUUUCAUCCUCUAUAUCCUUUGUCCUUCCAACCAGGUUGACUUCUUAUUCCAGUCAGGACUUCCCAGGGGAGCCCCUCCCAAGAAAGAAACUUGGCCCUGGAGGAUUUUUGUUUUAUUCUUGUUAGAUUAGCCACGUUUACCAAGAGCCAUUAGGAAUCCCAGAUCGGCCCUAAUUUGAGGAUGUGCAAGCAUCAAGUUAGUCACAUGGAGAGGAGCAUUAAUUUAGUUUUCAGUGAUAAAUGUUAUUAGUCAUUGGGAAUAUUUCUUUCCCCUACAUCAUAGAUUUUAAUGUCACUGGUGGAAAAGCUUUCUCAUCAAAUUCAAAUGAUCUCUUACAUAAGACCAAGUGGGCCUAAUGUUGGCUGAUUUGUCAUAGCUUUACUCAUAGCAGAGGUUUUUCAUAACGCAAAAAAACAACAUAAUUUGACUCAUUCUUCUUCUUCAAAACAGUGAACAUACUAUCAACCAAAUGGCUGGUAUGUGAGUUAACACAAAAUGAUCUGUUGUCAGUGCAAAAGAAGUGAACGUAAAAGCGGACCCAGGCCCAAUACUGCAAAUGGUUCAUCUUAGACCAAGCAUCAGUUUGAGAGAAUCUUACACUUGGGAAAGGACUAACUGAUACUAAAAGUAAAAGAAUAUUAAGUAUUUACAAUCAAUGGAAACUACAGUUCAACUUUGUACCUCUUCUAAAAGGCAACAUCUAUUGUAACCAUAGAGUGUGAUGAAUCAUUAAUGGAAUUUGCAGACAGUGUAAUGGUCCAUGCCUAGGGUCCCUGCAGUUGGAUAGCUUGGUUUUCCUUAGUAGUAGAAAUCAUUGCUGAUGUGGUUCUAAUAUCGACUUUUUAUUGCAAAUUGACUGUGAGGGCCGUUUUUUAAUGUCUGUUCUAUCUGUAAUGAUGAUUAUCCGUCUGUCCGUGUUGGUGCCAAUUUUUCCUUAUAAGGAAUUAUAGAAAAAGACUGCAGAAGGCUUUUUCUUCUUUCCUUUUGGAGACAUGGCAGUGACUGUGAUGCAAGCUUACUCAUAAAGAAAUGUUUCCUAGGUGCUUAAAAAAUAAACCUGUAGAGAAAAUAAGAGUUGUGAUCUACAGGAAAGUAAUAUGCUUCAAGCUAAUAUCCAUGAGGCAAAGUUUUAGUACUAGAUGUUUCUCAUGACCUUCCAUUGACUUCUGAAGUUUAAUUCACCUUAAAGGGCAAUUAUUUUUCUGACAGGUUUAAUUUUUUACCAUUUAAGAAAAAAAAAUCUGCACCUGGCUUUCAUUUUCCUGUAUUUCAUAACCUCUAUGCAAAAUGGAAACCAGACAGAGAUUCUUCAAUCUGGCCCUAAAU